Messenger RNA from Chelonus insularis, 3918 nucleotides. RefSeq lists its product as uncharacterized. Lineage: Eukaryota; Metazoa; Arthropoda; Insecta; Hymenoptera; Braconidae. The coding region runs from base 142 to 3918 and encodes 1258 amino acids. The transcript has 6 exons. The record is from RefSeq and is a predicted model, not a curated record.
UGUCACUCAUAGUCAUUGAGAAUAUUUUGAAUGUAUCAACGUGUUUCUAUAAUUUUAAUGUAAUCGUUAUAAAUCUUAUUUAGUGAUGGUAUAUUGCAUUUAAAAUUUAGCUAAAUAAAGUGAUAUAAAUACAUAGAAACAAUGGUGAAUUCAAAAGAAAUUAAUGAAAUUAAUUCUCUAAUUGUUGCUCAAUUAGCGGCUGAAAAAAAUAAAACGGCAAUACCAAUUGCAAAAAUUGAACGAGACUAUAGAGAAGAAACGGGAGAACGUAUCCCAUAUGCAAAAUUAGGAUUUCCAAAACUUGUUGAUUACUUAAAGACUGUGCCGGGUGUUGAAGUGAUCGAAAUGUAUAAUGCUCAUUACGUGAAUUUUAUGGGGACUGAAGAUUCACAACAUAUCGUUGACCUUGUAUCGAAGCAACGAUAUAAAAAUCCACCAAGAAAUGCUCGACGUUAUACAGGAUAUACAAAAAAUUCAUCAAAUUCAUAUGGAUCACGUUCGUAUGGAUCAUUAACAAGAACUAAUAGAAAUAUCACGGAUAAUAUUCUUUCUAUAUUAAGAAGAUAUUCAAACGGAUUAACUAGGACGGAAUUAUUGCAAAAAUUGAAUUAUGAAUGUGCUUUGGAUGAAAAUCUAACCACCUUGAAUGAUUAUUUAAAAAUUCUUGGCAAACAAAUUACAAUAAGAGAUAAAUUAAUCUAUGAAAAUAUAAGAAAAAAAUCUGAUGAUAGCCAUAAUUCUGGAUAUUAUCGUUGUGAUCAAGUUGAUUCAACCCGAUUUAAUCAUUAUGAUGCUAAUUAUCAAUCGACAUACACGAACAAUAAGACACGAUCUAAUCCCAUGAAAGAAGAUUUAGACUAUAACGGAUUUAUUGACCUAGAGACUAAUCAAUUUUGUGUUACUGAAAAUGAUCUUUUACACGAAAUAAAGGCUUCUGACUGUAACAAUCAUUAUAAUAGUGUUGAAGAAGAACACCGCAUGAACUAUUCAGACAUGGCUAAAUUACAUCAACAAAAUAUAACACAUGAAACUUUGUUAUGCUCAGACAAUUCUGAGAAUAUAAUCGAUACUACGAAUCGACGAGAAUAUAUCUUUUCACAAAACAAAGAUUAUGUAUCAACUGCUCUGAGUAAACGCGUAAAAUUUCGCUUAGAAAAACUCAUUCAAAGUCGUCCUCAAGGAAUUUGGUGUACUGAGUUACCUAAAUUAUAUGAAGAAGAAUAUAAAAUUCCUUUAGAAUGGACCAAUCUUGGAUUUCAUCGUCUCAGUGAUUUCACUGCUCAUCUUUCUGAUAUUUUUCAUGUUAUUGGACCUCAAUUGAAUGGCGAUUUUAAACUCUAUAAUGCAAAAGAACCUGUACCUGAUGACAAACCGUCUAAAAUACCCAAAAAAUUAACUACAGCAUCAUUGUUUGAUAUAUACGGUGAUGUUGACAUUGAACCUAUUCCAACGAGCGUUCCUGCUAGCUUCAGUAAACAAUUAUGCCCAGAUGACGUUAUCACCAUUCAAGAAACGGUUGGGCAAGUUUUAGUCACUGAUUUGAAAAUAAGUAAUAAUGUUGAUAAAAAUGAAAAUCCAAUGGUAGAAGUAGAAGUUGUUGAAGCGUAUUCUCCAUCAUUUUUCUGGAUCCGUUUGUUAAAGAAUAAAAAUAAAUUCAAUAAAAUGAUGAGAAGCUUAGGAGAAUUCUACGAUUCAAAUUAUCAAAAAUAUGCAGUUCCCAUAAUUAUGUUGGAACGAGGAUUGAACAUUGCCUGUGUAUUCUACGGAAAAUGGCAUAGAGCAAUAAUAAAAAGUGUUGAUCCUAACUGUAGAGUAACAGUAUUGUUUUAUGAUUAUGGUACUGUAGAUAAAUACCCAUCUAAUGAGAUAUUUUAUCUUCAUCGAUCAUUUACGGCACUUCCUGCUCAAGCUGUUCCAUGCGGAUUGUAUAGUGUUGCUCCUCAUGAGGGUGAUAAAUGGCCAAAAAGAGUUCGAGAUUGGUUCACUCAAUGGGUUUGUGAAAGACCGCUAUGGGCAAAUAUAGUUGAAAUAGAUGCUGAGAGAAACUCAAUGUUAGUUACUCUAGCAGAUACUUCAGGGAAAGAUGAUUUUUUUAUAAACGAUUGGUUAAUUGAUAAGAAAAUGGCGAAAGUUAAAAGAAUGGUUCGUAUUCGACUGAAAAAUUUUCUUUAUGAACGUUAUUUGCAGUGUGGGAAUAUUGGAAAAAGUUUAAAUAUUCAAGUAGUCGAUGAUCAAAAUACUUGCUCAAUUCCUACUUAUCAUGAACUAACAUCUAAAAGUCCUUUAUCUCGUCGUAUGAGUUUGCUCCAAAAACUUUGUAAUGUUUCUAAUCACUUUGAAUCUAACAAUAAAACAAAUGUACAAGAUAUUUGUCCUACUUGUGGAAAUUGCACAACAAAGUUUAUUGAGCAAAAAUCAAAAACUGAUAAUAAUAGAGAAACGUCUUUUGAUAAAGUAAUUUCUUGGCUCAAAAAAAAUAGAAUGCAGCAAGUAAAAAAUAUUGAAGAUAUGAAUUUAUACGUGGACGAUCUUUGUGAAUACUAUGCUGAAGAGAAUGGAGUUAUUGAGACAAUAAUUCCUACAACUCGUCGUCCGGAAUCAAAUGGUGGAAUGAUUUCAUUUAUUAACAAAUCACCUAAAAGUUUUAGUUCUUUGAAUAAUAAACUUGAAUUAUAUAAAUACGAUUGGAAAGCAUAUAAAUCACAAAUACGAAAAAAAAUAGACGAAUUUAUUAUGUUAACCAUGAGAUUAUAUCAUGAUUUUGUGAAAAACAAUAUGGGAUCAGCUGCACAUGGAAUUAUUCAAAAUUUUGUAGGUGAAUCACUAACUGAUUCAAUGUUGGAACUCAUUUUUUCUUUUAUGGAUUUAGAUCCUCAAGAAAUAUUUACAGAUAAUAUAAAUGCAUUAGCUCUUUCAAAUGGAUUUAGUGCUAAUAAAGAAAAUCAUUCAAAUGUCGGAGAGAGUAAACAAGUUGCAAUUACUUCUGAAUCAAUUAAAAUGAACAACUUAGUAUUAAAAGACAAAAGUGCAUCAAAUUCUACAGAUAUAAAUAAUAAUUCUGAUAAAGAACGAUCAAAUGCUGAUGUCUCAAACCCAGUAUCUUUAACAACAGAAAUUGAAAUAAAGAGAAGUAAAUUAGAAACUUCAAUUAAAGAAGUUGCUAAAAAAUUUUUUGAAGAUAGAAAUAUUAUUGAUUCGAAAAAUUUAGUGGAAAAAAAAUUAAAUCCAUUUACGGAAAGUUUCCAUGAUACAAAUCCGUUUAAAAAAAAUUUAUCUAUCAAUGGUAUAUCAAAGAAAAAUACGACUAAACCACCACCGUUGCCUCCUAGGCCACUAAAUAUGGUGUCAAAGAGAGAUUGUUCAGAAACUAUUUUUGGGAGUCAUCAGCAGAAUUCAUCAAAAAUUAUUUAUCAAUCUCCUCCUGUGAUGUAUAGUGCAUCAAAAAAUAGUUCGAGGCUGGACCAUUCGAACAAGCCAUGCAAAAAUUUUUGUCAACGUGACAAAAAUUGUGAAAAUAUAGGAUUAAUAAAUGGUCAAACAUUAGCAGAAAGUUCACAAAAUAUUCAUAAUGAAAAUUAUUCACGUUCAAUCUCUUCAGCAAAUCCUUUUAAAUCACCGCAGUUUCCGAUGGCGUUACGACAAAUAAAAAAUCAAGAAUAUCCAUUCAUGUUUGAACAUUUUUAUAAUAUCAGGGAAUCAUGUUUAGAAGAAGACCAUACAGCUACUGAUGAAUUAGUUUUGGUUAAACUUCGAUUUAUUUUUGAAUUAUUAUUGCGUUUAGGUGUUAUAAACACCUAUGAUUUAAUAAGUUUAGUUAUUAAUGCUCCUUACAUACCCCUGAUAUUAAUUGACAUAUGCAACAUGUUAACUCAGGCUAUUACUUUUUCAUAUCACUUUGAAGAAUUGAGUAAGAAUUGA